UCAUUUCCGGGAAGAGGAGCCGCUCUUUGUUAGCUGCAACAUGGAGGCGACUAGGGGAACUGAGAAGCCGGUUUCCGGGGAACUGAUAUCAGUGGCACAUGCUCUUUCUCUCCCAGCUGAGUCUUAUGGCAACGAUCCUGAUAUUGAGAUGGCUUGGGCCAUGAGGGCAAUGCAGCAUGCUGAAGUCUACUACAAGCUAAUUUCAUCAGUUGACCCACAAUUCCUAAAACUCACCAAAGUGGAUGACCAAAUCUAUUCUGAAUUUCGGAAAAAUUUUGAGAAACUCAGGAUAGAUGUAUUGGACCCAGAAGAACUCAAAUCAGUAUCAGCUAAAGAGAAGUGGAGGCCAUUCUGUUUGAAGUUUGAUGGAGUUAUAGAAGACUUCAACUAUGGUACUUUGCUGCGACUGGAUUGUUCUCAAGGCUACACUGAGGAAAACACCAUCUUUGCUCCCAGGAUACAAUUUUUUGCCAUUGAAAUUGCCCGCAACCGGGAAGGCUAUAACAAAGCAGUUUACACCAGCCUUCAGGACAAAGAAGAAGAGAAAAGAACCAACAAAGGAGGAGAAAAAGAAAAAGAAGCCAACAGAGGCAUCAACAAAAGUGGUGAAACAUCUAUGUAAGGUAGAAAGGGAAUAGCAUUCUAGAAACUGUGACUCAACUGAGUCUACAGGUACCAUGAUGAUACUUAUACAGAUCCCCAUGGUUAAAUGUAUGCCUUUGUUCAAUUGGACAUGCAGAAGGACAUUUUUUAUAGCCUAAUAAUCAGGAGCUGCUCUGGUUGUUCUCUUGUAUGAACUGGCUUAAAGAUUAUGAGUAGGGUCAUAGUUGAUUGUUUCUUGGUAUAUUUUUUCUUGGUUUUCUCCACCAGUCAAGUAAGAAAUUUUGUAAAUAAAUUUAUUUUGGUUCUUAUGGCUGUCUAUAUCUGAUUAACUUUUAAAAA
Miniopterus natalensis is the source of this 942-nucleotide messenger RNA. RefSeq names its product polysaccharide biosynthesis domain containing 1 (gene PBDC1). NCBI's taxonomy places the organism in Eukaryota, Metazoa, Chordata, Mammalia, Chiroptera, Miniopteridae. The record is from RefSeq and is a predicted model, not a curated record. Gene Ontology annotation, cellular component: cytoplasm.